Molecule: messenger RNA, 1065 nt
Organism: Lipotes vexillifer (Yangtze River dolphin)
Lineage: Eukaryota; Metazoa; Chordata; Mammalia; Artiodactyla; Lipotidae
Exons: 4
Coding region: 1-1065 (354 amino acids)
Cellular component (GO): mitochondrion
Molecular function (GO): fatty acyl-CoA hydrolase activity
Source: RefSeq, a predicted model, not a curated record
AUGCCUUGCAGCGCCCACUCCUCCUCUUGGGUCCUUGCCCUGAGACUGCCAAGACCACCGGAGCAGAGGAUGGGAGAAGACACGGAGGAGGUGUGGAGACGUGAGGCCCCCCAGCUAGCCCCCGGCCCUGAGUGCCGGGAGGCAUCUUGGACCUUCCAGCUCAGGUGCCCGCCAGCUGAUUGCAGUAGGAUGUGCAAGCCCUCCAGUAAAGCAGAAGAAUCACCCAGCAAAGUGCACAGUCAGGAGAGCUGGUUUCACAUUGGCAUAUACGGAGAUAGCAGUUCUCAGCAGCAGCUUAAUGGAAAUCUUUCCAUUUUGAAAGACAUGAUUUUUGAUGUUCCUGCCAUGGUUUUGCCUUCUCUGGAAAUAAUACCAGGAUUGCCAUUAUUUGUGAUAGGAGAGAGCCUGGAGAAAGAAAGGAUGUUGGCUUCAAGGUACUCUCCAAGGCAGCAAUUACCAGCCACGACCUUUUGGGUUUUGAGGCUGCUUCCUAGGAAUGUCCGUUCCUUGGCUACAUCAUCAGAGAAUCAGAGAGUUGAGGCUUGCCACCAGCACCACGAGGUCUACGGGUACUUCUUGCUCAUCCAGAUGAGGUGGCAGGACAAUGACCAGUACGGCCAUGGGAACAAUGCUGUGUACUACAGCUACUUAGACACGAUUAUCAACCAGUACCUGAUGAGGUAUUGUGGCCUGAAAACGGGCUUGCUGAUGUCCCCCAUGGUGGGGUUCAUAGCGACCAAUCAGUGCACCUUCCACUCACUGGUCAGCUUUCCUCAGAUCCCAGUGGCUGUGUUGGUUGUGGAGAAAGUUGGUCAUUCCAGCGUGCAUUACCACCUUGUUCUGUUUCCCCCCAAGCCCACCGAGGAGCCACCUUCCGUUGAUCUCCGGUACCUCAGUGAUGGCUUUUCCUUUGGCCACCCCAAGCUGGUGCAGUUUGCCGCUUUGGCUUGUACCACUGGGUCUUCAGUCCAUGUCUUCGUGAAUCCAGCCAUCAGCAAGCCGGUGGGCCUUCCUGAAGACUUCCGGCGGGGCCUCCUGUGGCUGAUGAGCCCGGCUCCAGUGUGA